AUGUCGACAACGGUCAGUCUCGAGGCAUCGAGCGCCUUGCAACGCCGCGUGGCAGCUGCCGCGUCGUCGAGCCCCGGCACGACGGCGCCCCGGAACCCGCUCUGGGACUUUUACGCCUGCGGCCUCGUGGACGAGACCGACGAGGGCUCUGGCGGAGAAGACACGGAGGACGAGCUGGAGACGCAAGCGUGGCUGCUGUUCCAGCGCCAACGCGCGCAAGCGCGUCUCGCCAGCGCGUGCCAGCGCGAGGCCCGCGUUAUGCGCGCCGCGAAGCACUGA
This is a messenger RNA of Hyaloperonospora brassicae, 279 nucleotides long. The record is from the annotation of a GenBank genome assembly. Lineage: Eukaryota; Oomycota; Peronosporomycetes; Peronosporales; Peronosporaceae.